Molecule: messenger RNA, 2270 nt
Organism: Dendrobium catenatum
Lineage: Eukaryota; Viridiplantae; Streptophyta; Magnoliopsida; Asparagales; Orchidaceae
Product: serine/threonine-protein kinase STY17
Exons: 16
Coding region: 265-1878 (537 amino acids)
Biological process (GO): protein phosphorylation
Molecular function (GO): ATP binding; protein kinase activity
Source: RefSeq, a predicted model, not a curated record
GAGGGGACACGCAAAACUCACUGCCCCUCCGCCACGCCUGUCGUCGCCCUCUGUUGCAGGCUUCUCGGUUCGCCUCUCUCCGACAAAUUUUUAUCCUGGUGGCAUUUCAUUUGCUAGUUUAUUAUUUCAAUCUUCUUGUUUACCACUCCCCUUUUUGUAAGCGACUUCUUACUGGCCGAACGGUUCUUUUCUCUGCUCCUUCCUGCACGCCUUCUGCGAUUUCUUUUAUUUUUUUUCUGCGUUCCGGAGGGCCGUGACUGUUCAAUGGCGAAAGACGACGUUGAGAGCUCUGGGGGCUGGGUUUCGCCGGCGAAAUCCUCGCAGAAGCAGUGGAAAUAUCGUAAACUGGAGGUCUAUCACGAGGUGCUCUGCCGGCUCAAAGACGCAGGUUGCCCAGAGACACUCUCUCCGUCCUUCGAGGAAGAACUCUGGGCGCAUUUCAAUCGUCUCCCCGUGCGUUAUGCAUUGGACGUGAAUGUAGAGAGGGCAGAAGAUGUUUUAAUGCACAAGAAAUUAUUGUUACAGGUGCAUGACCCAGCAAAUUGGCCAGUUUUUGAUAUUCGAACUGUUCAGAUGUCUUGUGGUAAUUCCUUCGUCUGUAACUCGCGUGCUGGAAGAAACACUUUUAUUCAUCAUCCACUAACAUUUGGUUCGUCAACAAGCCUUGAGAGUCUUGCUCUUGGAGCCAGCAAAGAAUACAUUCAAGAUGAAGACAGUGUCUCAAACGCUAUGUUACCCUUACCGAAGCAAAUGCAUGAGAUAACAUUUUCAACAGUAGACAAGCCGAAGCUUCUAAGCCAGUUAACUGCUGUACUUGGGGAACUUGGGCUUAACAUUCAAGAAGCACAUGUUUUUUCAACAAAUGAUGGCUAUUCGUUAGAUGUUUUUGUUGUCGUUGGUUGGCAUUCUGAGGAUAUUGAUCUGUUUAGAGAGACAGUGCAGAAGGAAAUACGAAAAACUAUGAAAACACACCUACCACCUGAAGAAGGGCCACUCAUAUUGGAAGACGUGCAAUUUAAGAAGGAAGCUUUAUCAAACCACAUCAAAAUUCCUACCAAUGGGGCUGAUGUCUGGGAGAUAGAUGCUGGUUUAUUGGAAUUUCAGAGCAAAAUUGAAUCUGGGUCUUUUGGCGAUCUAUACCGUGGCACAUAUUGUAGUCAGGAUGUAGCUAUUAAAGUCUUUAAGUCGGAGCAUGUUAGCGUGGAUAUGCCGCGUGAUUUUGCGCAGGAAGUUCAUAUUAUGAGAAAGGUUCGUCACAAAAAUGUUGUUCAGUUUAUCGGUGCGUGCACAAAACCUCCUAGCUUGUUUAUUGUAACAGAAUUUAUGCCUGGAGGAAGCGUUUAUGACUAUCUACACAAGCAGAAAGGUGUCUUUAGGUUUUCUUCUCUACUCAGAGUAGCAAUUGAUGUUUCUAAUGGUAUGAAUUAUUUGCACCAAAAUAAUAUCAUACACAGGGACCUGAAGACUGCCAAUCUUUUAAUGGAUGAAAAUGAGGUUAAGAUUGCUGAUUUUGGAGUUGCGCGUUUUAAAACUCAAUCCGGGAUUAUGACUGCAGAAACAGGAACAUACCGUUGGAUGGCUCCAGAGGUCAUUGAACACAGACCUUACGAUCACAAGGCUGAUGUAUAUAGUUUUGGUAUCUUGAUGUGGGAGUUGCUCACCGGGAAGCUUCCAUAUGAGUUCCUGUCACCAUUACAAGCAGCCGUAGGCGUAUUAAGAGCGGGAUUAAGACCAAUCAUUCCCAAGAAUACAAAUCCCAAGCUUGCUGCAUUGCUUGAGAAAUGCUGGCAGAAAGACCCAGCUUUGAGGCCUGACUUCUCAGAAAUUUUGGAUACGCUUAACUGUAUUGCAAGGGAGGUUCUAGAACAUUCUGAAUAGCAGCACAAGGACAACUCAUCAAGUGGUUUUAUUCCAGUUUUUUGUGAGGGCCACUGAUUCUUUAUGCAAGAUUGCUUUUUUAUCUCAAAAGCUCUGUAAUUCAAUAAUGCUGAUAGAAGGCUUGUGCAGGGUGACUUAUGCCAACCUGUGUGGAUAUGACAAGCCUGCCUUCCUACCUGUAUACGAACCUGCUAACCCGAUGGGUCGUAAGCUCGCCAAUGGACGCUCAUAUGAGCUAGCCCGAGUGCCCACCAAUGCUAGGUGAAAUUGCUUUGUGUGUACUUCAUAUUUUGUUGAGUACAUGACUGCCAACUAUUACUAAUUUAUUGUGCUUCAAAUAAAUGAGUUAUAGCGAGUACAUAAUUGUGUACUCCGUUGCUUUGCUCGUCAAA